CUCUCAUGUUGUUAUAUACUUUUUAUAAUCUAUUAAGCGUACACAUUUAUCUAGGCAGACACUGCGCCGCCGUAAAGUCAGAAAGAUAGAACGUGUUUAUGUUGGUUUCGUCUCGGCCGAGUCUCUGUUCUGUUGUGUUAAAACAUCUGUUUCAUUGUUCCAAGAGAGUACAGUUGCUUUGUCUCUCCAUAUUGGGUUUUUACCGGAAAUGGGUAAUUGCUUUGGUUCCUCAGCUAAAGUAGAUAGCAACCAUAGCUCCCAUAGCUCCCAUGCUAAAGUGGAUAGCAACCAUAGCUCCCAUACUAAUUCUGGUUCUUCGGCCUCGAAAGUUUCAAGCAAGACAAGCCGGUCAACGGGUACUUCAGGAAUAAGCACAGCUUCUUCUAGCACAGAUACAAGUUUAGGACCAUUACCAACACUUAGGACCGAAGGAGAGAUACUUUCAUCGCCAAACCUCAAAGCUUUCACUUUCAACGAACUCAAGAACGCUACUAAGAACUUUCGUCCUGAUAGUGUACUAGGGGAAGGAGGUUUCGGUUGUGUUUUCAAAGGAUGGAUUGAUCAAUCAACUCUCACUGCUUCACGACCUGGUUCUGGAAUCGUUGUUGCUGUUAAGAAGCUUAAGCCUGAAGGUUUUCAAGGUCAUAAAGAGUGGUUGACUGAAGUAAAUUAUCUUGGUCAACUUAGUCACCCUAAUCUUGUAUUACUAGUUGGAUAUUGCGCUGAAGGCGAAAACCGGCUUCUUGUAUAUGAGUUCAUGCCAAAAGGAAGCUUGGAGAAUCAUCUUUUUAGACGUGGUGCGCAGCCACUUACAUGGGCGAUAAGGAUGAAAGUGGCAGUAGGUGCAGCUAAAGGGCUAACUUUUCUGCAUGAAGCAAAGUCACAAGUCAUAUAUAGAGACUUUAAAGCUGCCAACAUUCUACUCGACUCUGAUUUCCAUGCUAAACUUUCGGAUUUCGGUUUGGCAAAAGCAGGUCCAACUGGUGAUAAUACACAUGUGUCAACAAAGGUCAUGGGUACUCAUGGAUAUGCAGCUCCUGAAUAUGUCGCCACAGGUAGACUGACCGCAAAGAGUGACGUGUACAGCUUCGGGGUCGUACUACUGGAACUAAUAUCAGGACGACGUGCCAUGGACAGUUCAAAUGGGGGAAGCGAAUAUAGUCUUGUAGACUGGGCAACACCGUACCUUGGCGAUAAGCGAAAACUUUUUCGCAUAAUGGACACAAAACUAGGGGGUCAAUAUCCACAAAAGGGAGCUUUCACCGCUGCUAAUCUCGCGUUGCAAUGCUUAAAUCCCGAUGCAAAGCUCAGGCCGAAAAUGUCAGAGGUUUUAGCCACAUUAGAACAAUUAGAAUCUGUUGCUAAACCUGGAACCAAACACACCCAAAUGGAUUCUCCAAGGUCUCAUCAUUCCUCUGUUGUGCAGAAAUCUCCGGUAAGAUAUUAUCAGGAUCGGCAGCUGCAUAACAUAACUCCCAGUGCAUCGCCUUUACCUUCUUUCAAUCAACAUCAUCGUGUAAGAUGAAAGCACUGACCUAAGAAAAUAGCUCUUGCUCGAAAUUUGUAUGUGUAAUGUAUGUAAGGAGGUUUUGAGAUUCAGGUAUGUCUGUGUAAUUAGAGAGGAGUGAAUGAAAAGAUGUAUACAGGGAUGAACUAUUUACUCAAACUUUUUGUGUCUUCAAACA
Molecule: messenger RNA, 1685 nt
Organism: Capsella rubella
Lineage: Eukaryota; Viridiplantae; Streptophyta; Magnoliopsida; Brassicales; Brassicaceae
Product: probable serine/threonine-protein kinase PBL2
Exons: 6
Coding region: 209-1525 (438 amino acids)
Biological process (GO): protein phosphorylation
Molecular function (GO): protein kinase activity; ATP binding
Source: RefSeq, a predicted model, not a curated record